Condylura cristata (star-nosed mole) is the source of this 2991-nucleotide messenger RNA. RefSeq names its product homeobox B1 (gene HOXB1). Gene Ontology annotation, cellular component: nucleus. Lineage: Eukaryota; Metazoa; Chordata; Mammalia; Eulipotyphla; Talpidae. The transcript is spliced from 2 exons. The coding region runs from base 1133 to 2041 and encodes 302 amino acids. Gene Ontology annotation, molecular function: DNA-binding transcription factor activity, RNA polymerase II-specific; RNA polymerase II cis-regulatory region sequence-specific DNA binding. The record is from RefSeq and is a predicted model, not a curated record. Gene Ontology annotation, biological process: regulation of transcription by RNA polymerase II.
UUCUGAGGAAGGCAAGAGGCAUAGCAGUAUGAAAGGCUUUGGGAAGAGAAUAAAAAAUUACCUCCUCUUUACCUUAAACAUCACCCAGCUCUGUGCUCAUUGCGGCCCUCUGGAGAGAUACAGGGAGUUAUUUGAAGCUGAGUGAGUGAGCCAGCUACAGCUCUGGAUGGCUAAAGAGAGGAUAAAUACAUCUAAAGAGAUGAAUUGAUGGAUUGGUAGCAAACGAAUAUAAAUAUGGAGAGAGAUGGACGAAGAGAAAGAUGGAUUGAGACAGAGAGAAUAUAAAGAGAGGCUGAGGGAGAGAAAUGAAUGUGUGAAUGAGGAGAGAGUGUUUACGUGGAGAGAUGGAGCAAGAAAGGCAGCUCCUCUCAGCCUUCUCACCACUUUUCCAUCCUGCUUCCACUUUCCCAACCCUCGCUGAAAGAAUCUCCCUUUAGAUUCUAGACACUGCCUUACACCCUUAGGUGUUUUGCACCCUCUUCUUUCACAGUCAUCCAUUUGGCCUAAGAUAACAUACCUCACCCAGAUGUCCUAGCCCAUCACCCCAAGACAAACUGGGGGAGAGAAAUGAAGAGUGGGAGUUCUGGGCAAAGUAAAGGGGCUGGGUUUCCCACCUCCAGGGUCUACAGCCUGGGGGAAGGCUCCUUUGGGGGGCUGGGAAGAGUGAGGGGCAGCUGGGUUGAAUUUGUCCAAAUCUAAUAACCCAGGAGCCUAUUGAAGGCCUUGGGGGGUAGGAGGGGAGGAAAGUCUUGAAUAUUCCCCUAACUUUUUCCCCCUCUCCCUCUGGUCCCUUCUUCCCAAAAGUCUUUGAAGAAAGAUGUUUUUGACGCUUCCAUGUCGCUCUCAGAUGGAUGGGCUGUGGGUGAUUGAAGUGUCUUUGUCAUGCUAAUGCUUGGGGGGUGAUGGAUGGGCGCUGGGGCUGCCAAACUCUGGCCCACUGCGCCCAUUGGCCUGGGAGAGAUCACAUGUGCCCCUCCACCCCCACUCCCUACCCCUUCCUAGGGGAGCCCUGGCCCAGCCAAGCUGGGCCAGGCCAUGGAUGCAAGCUUCAGCUCUGUGACAUACUGCCGAAAGGUUGUAGGGCAAGAGGGUGUCUCCCCCAAACGGGCGGACCCUCCUGCGGCCUCCACGCAUGGACUAUAAUAGGAUGAACUCCUUCUUAGAGUACCCACUCUGUAACCGGGGACCCAGCGCCUACAGCGCCCACAGCACCCCUAAUUCUUUCCCCCCUAACUCCGCUCCGGCUGUUGACAGCUAUGCAGGCGAGGCCCGCUAUGUGGGGGGUCUCCCCAGCCCCACUCUCCAGCAGAACUCUGGCUAUCCUGCGCAGCAGCCGCCCUCCGCAUUGGGGGUGCCCUUUCCCAGCUCUGUACCCUCGGGGUACGCGCCAGCAACCUGCAGCCCUAGCUUUGGACCUUCUCAGUACUACCCUUUGGGGCAGCCGGAAGGGGAUGGAGGCUAUUUUCAUCCUUCAAGCUAUGGGGCCCAGCUGGGGGGCUUGUCGGAAGGCUAUGAAAUGGGUGGAUCUGGCGUGGGGCCGGGACCCUACUCUUCUCAGCAGCCCCCUUAUGGGAACGAGCAAACUGGGAACUUUACACCGUCCUAUGCGGAUCUCCUCCCGGAAGACAAGGAAUCGCCCUGCCAGGCGGAACCCAGGCCGGCGGCCCGGACCUUCGACUGGAUGAAGGUUAAGAGGAACCCACCGAAGACAGCAAAGGUGUCCGAACUGGGCCUGGGCGCCCCGGGCGGCCUCCGCACCAACUUCACCACGCGACAGCUGACCGAACUGGAGAAGGAGUUUCAUUUCAACAAGUACCUGAGCCGAGCCCGGCGAGUGGAAAUCGCCGCCACCCUGGAGCUUAAUGAGACACAAGUCAAGAUUUGGUUCCAGAAUCGACGCAUGAAGCAGAAGAAGCGCGAGCGGGAGGGAGCCAGGGUGCCCCCCACCCCGCCAGGUUGUCCCAAGGAGGUGGCUGGAGACACCUCCGACCAGUCGACCUGCACUUCCCCGGAAGCCUCGCCUAGUUCCAUAACCUCGUGAACGCAACCUCCCUACCAGCCCGGCUCCGUGCGCGGAGGGACCCAGUGCAGCCCUGCUCGUCGCUCCCAGCCCCGCAGUCAGCUUCCCCGCGCAGACCCUCUCCAAGGCUGUGGCUCCAGUUUAGAGCUGCCUUUGGGAGGAAUGGGGAAACGCUUUUCUCUGGUCUGGGCUGGGUGCUGAGGGCUGGGGACCCUAGAUGGCCAGAGGCCUGGGAAACACCAAACCUGUCAGAUGGGGAGGCAAGAGUUUCCUUCCAUCUUUGAUCUGGGGAUCAGCACAUGGGUGGGGUUGCAAACAACCACACCCUAGAGAAUGAGAAUUCUCUCCCUUCCGACUUCUGUUUGUUCAGUUAGUGCCUUUGAGCUCCGGGCUCUUCUCAUGCACUCCUAUCCCAACUCACCCUUCUGGCUCAGGGCAGACAGAGGGCCUUGAAGUCCCUUGUGUGGGAGAUGCUUGGGUUCGGGCAUAUUACCAGUGCCCAAUCUCCCCAGUCACCACAGCACCAGCUGCCUUGCGACAGACCAAAAAGCCCCAACCUAACCUUAUUAAACCCCUCCCUGCACAUUUAUAUUGCACUAAUGCAGCCUCCAGAGGUUGUUUUCUGAGACCUGCUUCCUCCCACCAGUGACCUCAUCUCAGAGUCGCCAAAGUGUUUGGAACUUGGCACUCCGGGAGACUUCUGGAAUGCUGUGCAAGCGCUGGCCUUAGCAAGCCUCUACCAGGAAGGUGCAGGCACACCCCAUCCUCCCCUAUUUAUUGCCCCCUGGGAAACCCAGGGCCCUCUUCUCUCCACCCUGGAACAGCCCAGGUGCAGUGAGAGCUCCUAGAAACAGCAGCAUUUCUCUGGACCUUGGAGACUGUGGAGACGCUCCCCAAAUUUCUGGAAGCCUGAGCCCCAAGCAAGCCAAGUUGUCUCUGUACCUCCAACUACCUCAUUUCAAUAAAAUCUG